Symbiodinium sp. CCMP2456 is the source of this 819-nucleotide messenger RNA. Lineage: Eukaryota; Dinophyceae; Suessiales; Symbiodiniaceae. The record is from the annotation of a GenBank genome assembly.
AUGGCCAUGGAGGAGUUGACGACAGCGGAGGCCUUGAAGCAGCACCUCCGCCUGCUGCACAGCAUCCCUUUGUGCAUUCCAGUACAGCUCCUUCACGAUGGAGAGCCCUUAGAUGAUGCUGUGGUGUUAGAUUCCCCUAUGGAUGUGCAGAUGGUGUUACUGCCAAUCUCCAGCACCGAGAUGAAGCAAGCGGCCAGGGAGCUAUCUGAAUGUGCGGCGCAGGGCCAUUCUGAGGUGCUCCGCUGGCUGUUGCAAGCUGGUGCCGAUAAGGACACCACAGUCAUCGGAAAGACAGCUUUACUCCGAGCAGCCGACACAGGACAGAUUGAGACAGUACGUCUGCUGUUGGGAGCUGGAGCCGACAAAGACAUGUCGGAUGGUAGCAGGAGCACCGCCCUCAUCUGUGCCUGUGGCAAGGGGCAUGUUGAAACGGUGAGCCUUCUUUUGGAGGCCGGUGCAGAUUCUAACUUGCGCGAUCUUUUCGGAGACACAGCUCUAAUUCGGGCAUCCAGCCAGAACCACAUCGAGACCGCGCGUCUCUUGUUGCAGGCCCGUGCAAAAACGGAUUUGACAGACGAAGACAAGAACACAGCUCUUAUUCGGGCAUCUGGCAAGGGCAAUGUGGACAUUGUGCGAAUGCUUCUGGAAGCAGGUGCUGACGAGAACUUAAGGGAUCGGUGGGGGCAUACGGCACUGAUGGACGCAGUUGACGGAGGACAUGCUGAUGUUGCGCACGUGUUGCUUGAAACCCAGUCUGACAAUGACCUGCGAAACUUUGCUCUUAUUCAAGCAUCGCGCAGAGGCCAAGUUGACAUUUGA